GACUAGCGCAAAAGGCAACGUGGGGUCGGGCGUGAACUGGUGACUUGGUGAAGAUGGAGGCGCCCGACUUUUACGAGUCGUAUCGCGCGAUUCAAGGGCGAUUGAAAAAGCGGUUCAUGCGCCGGCCGAACCAUGGCGAGGCGGCGCUGUCUUUCCACGAGCUUCAGGGACAGCUUGCCGAAGAGGGCAAAAAUAGCUAUGCUGCCUUUUGUGCACUUGCUGCCGCACGCUGUGAAGCCGCCGUCAAGCAACACGAUAAAGAGGCGGACACGCUGGUCAAGGCGGGCCAGCUCAUGUUUACGGCCGAGGCCGCCGAUCGGGCGCAUUUGACGGUGACCGACGAGAGCGAUUACCAAGACGGCGUUAACUGCUACCUGUUGGCCAUUCAGUUGUAUAUUCAGCUCGGUUUGGCUGCCUAUGCCACUACCUUGUGCAUUGAGCUAGCCCAUGUCAUGAAGAUUUUCUCACAUCUAGAAGAUGCCGUUCGCUACUACUUGAAAGCCAGUGAUAUGCUGACCGAGAGUCCGCUCAUGACCAUUCAGUGUCUCUUUGAUGCCUUGGAGUGCGAGCUCCGCCUCAAGUGGUAUCGGCGCGCUGCCAACUCAGUCGUUCACAUCGUCCACACAGUCGUCUCCAUGUUUGAUUCCAAUGCUUCAACCGAGGACGGGGACCCCUUCUUGCUGGCUGGUCGCCUGGCCACCUAUGGUGCAGCGCGUCAGGUGGCCAUUGAUGCUGAAGUCACGGCUCUCCUGCUCAUGUUUUGCCUACACCUGACCGAUCCGGAUCAAGCCACCAUCUUCCGUGGUCUUCGCCUCAGAUACACAAGCUUGAGCAUGUCCCCGAUUGCUCAGCACCUCGAUGUCAACCUUGAACUGCAACUGCGCCAUCUUGUCAUGGCCCUGGCGGAGGAUGAUGCCGAGUCGAUACAGCAGGCACAGCUCGAUGUCUACCCACGUCUCAAUGCAAUGCAGCGUGACCUGCUGCAUGAGCUGCUCGUCCUCAAAGGUAUCGACCAGCUGGCGUAAGUAUCACACGUUGUUCUGCUGCACGCGGCUGGGCCGCUUUUUGUGUUCCAAUCGGCGGUUUUGUUUUUCGACCGAUUGCAAACUUUGAAUCAAAUUAAAAAAAAC
Monosiga brevicollis MX1 is the source of this 1130-nucleotide messenger RNA. RefSeq lists its product as uncharacterized. The record is from RefSeq and is a predicted model, not a curated record. Gene Ontology annotation, cellular component: early endosome. The transcript is spliced from 12 exons. The coding region runs from base 54 to 1025 and encodes 323 amino acids. Gene Ontology annotation, biological process: vesicle cytoskeletal trafficking. Lineage: Eukaryota; Choanoflagellata; Craspedida; Salpingoecidae. Gene Ontology annotation, molecular function: protein binding; nucleic acid binding.